This is a messenger RNA of Candidozyma duobushaemuli, 1470 nucleotides long. RefSeq lists its product as uncharacterized. Gene Ontology annotation, biological process: mitotic spindle organization; microtubule-based movement. The transcript has a single exon. Gene Ontology annotation, molecular function: microtubule motor activity; ATP binding; microtubule binding. Bases 1 to 1470 code for a protein of 489 amino acids. The record is from RefSeq and is a predicted model, not a curated record. NCBI's taxonomy places the organism in Eukaryota, Fungi, Ascomycota, Pichiomycetes, Serinales, Metschnikowiaceae.
AUGGAAAGCAACAGCGUGAAGGUCAUUGUAAGGCUCAGACCGCCUCUUCCACGUGAAGAGGACCAGGAUGAAUGCUUGGUUGAGAUGCCGCCUUCCGAAAAAGGCUCCACAUUGUUGAAAACUCACGACUCCUCCAAAAAGUACAUCUUCGACGAAUGUGUGUAUUCGUACAGCACAGCUCAGGAAAAUUACAUGGAUAAUGCCGAUUUCUACCGCUCUUCUGGACCACAGCUAAUAGAGCAUUUCUUCCAGGGCUACAAUGUUUGCCUUUUGGCAUACGGUCAAACUGGAUCUGGUAAAACAUACACCAUGAUGGGACAAGAUCUGAGCCCGGGAUUGAUCCCGUUGAUGGUCAGAGAUAUCCUCAGACACAAGGACGAUCUUGUGAAAAGCAGAAUCAACUGUGAGCUUUGUCUCUCGUAUGUGGAGAUCUACAACGAGAAAGUGAAGGAUCUUCUUAAUGAGUCGAAGCAGUGCAGAGUCAGAGAACACCCUACAAUGGGGUCCUACGUGGAGGGACUUGCCGAAGUGACAAUUGGACUGUACGAGGAAUUCAGAACUCUUUUAGAGAAGGGCAAUGGCCACAGGACCGUGGCAUCCACUCAGAUGAACGUAUCCAGUUCGAGAUCUCAUGCAGUAAUUACACUUUCCCUAAAGCAAACAAAGUACACUGCUGGCGAUGAAAUGGACGUCGGUGAGCCUGACGAGGAGGUGCUUUCCAGCAUUCGUUUGGUCGAUUUGGCCGGAUCUGAGCGUCUACACAAGACAGGCCUGUUCGGUCAAGCUGACAGGAUGAAAGAGGGCACCCAAAUCAACAAAUCACUCACAGUUUUGGGGCGUUGUAUUAACAUACUUGCUCUGGCGAAUCCAGGCAAACCGCCCGUCGUUCCUUACAGAGACUCGAUCUUGACCUACUUGUUGCGUGAGAACCUCGCUGGAAACUCCAAAACAGCCAUGAUUUUCUGCGUCUCGCCGUUCGACUACGAAGAGACCCAGCAGACGCUCAACUACGCUAACCAAGUGAAGAAUAUCAAAACCAAGGCAAAGGCCAAUACCUCUACUAUUGCCUCGGCACCCAUCGAAUGGGAGAAGUUCAAGGAGAUGGAUAAGCUGGUUGUGGAGACGCUCAAGGAUAGAAUUAAAGACUUAACUGCCCAACUUGAGGCCAAGAGUGACACCCCAGUGGAAACUGUCUCGCUUAUACGUUAUCUUGAAAGAGAAGCUCAGAAGCAGAACUUCGAGGUCAAGUACCUCAAGCUGAUGCUUCGGCUGCAAAAAAAGCAAGUCCAAGAGCUUAAGGCUCAGAAUACGUAUCUCCACAAAGAGCUUCUUGAGAAGAACCAGGUGGAAUUUCAAAAGAGCAGAAGAACGCUCAAAGAAUUGGCGGACCCAUUGGUGAAGAAUUGUGCACAGGAGGUUUCCAGCAUAAAAGAGGUUCUUGAGCAGUUCGACCCAGCCAAGGUACUCUAA